AGACCCCGGGGUGAAGUCACCAUCACCAUGUCUGACCAGGAAGCAAAACCUUCAACUGAGGACUUGGGGGAUAAGAGGAAAGGAGAGUACAUUAAACUCAAAGUCAUUGGACAGGAUAGCAGUGAGAUUCAUUUCAAAGUGAAAAUGACGACACAUCUCAAGAAACUCAAAGAAUCAUACUGUCAAAGACAGGGCAUUCCAAUGAACUCACUCAGGUUUCUCUUUGAAGGUCAGAGAAUUGCUGAUAAUCACACUCCAAAAGAACUGGGAAUGGAGGAAGAAGAUGUGACUGAAGUUUAUCAGGAACAAACAGGGGGUCACUCAACGGUUUAGACAUUCUUUUCAUUUUUUUCUUUUCCCUUAAUUCUUUUUUAUUUUUAAAAAAUAGUUCUUUUGUAAUGUGGUGUUCAAAACAGAAUUGAAAAUUGGCACCCCACCUCUUUAAGACAUCUGGUAAUUUGAAUUCUAGUGCCCAUUAUUCACUAUUGUUUGUUUUCACUGAGCUGAUUUUUGGUGAUCAAACCUCAGCCCCCUUCAUAGUGCCCUCUCCUUUUUAAAAAUUACAUGUGUGCACAGAGAGGCCACCUUUUCCAGGAAUGCAUUUGCAGGCUUGUGAUAAAUGGGAUCAACUGAUUUGAGUGUUCAACUGACUUUCCAACUGGCCCUGAAGUUCUAGCAUGUGAUUGCUUCACUCCUGGACCAUGACUUUCAGUGGGAGAUGGAAGUUUUUCAGAGAACUGAACUGUGGAAAAAUGACCUUUCCUUAACUUGAAGCUACUUUUAAUAUUCGAGGGUCUGGACCAAAAGAAGAAGAGUAUCAAGUUGGAGUCAAAAAUGACAGAGAUCGUGAGAAUAAUGACUAACUCCAAAGAUGGCUUCAC
This is a messenger RNA of Sus scrofa (pig), 881 nucleotides long. RefSeq names its product small ubiquitin-related modifier 1-like. The record is from RefSeq and is a predicted model, not a curated record. Gene Ontology annotation, molecular function: protein binding. Lineage: Eukaryota; Metazoa; Chordata; Mammalia; Artiodactyla; Suidae.